UUUAAUGAUAAAUUGUAACAAAAAUGAGUAAAGAAAGUUCAGUUUGUCCACCAAUCAGUGAGAAAAACUCCAACAAUGUGGGUAAAGUGACUAGGAAUCCUUUUUUGAACUUCUUGAGGCAGUACCGAACGGAGCACUGCGAUUGGAAGGUUGUCCAAGUUGCAGUAGAAGGUGCUAAAGUUUGGCACCGCUUACCGGAACCCGAAAAAGCAAGAUACAGACAGGAAGCUUGCGGCGCCCCGAAAAUUUCCUACAAAAAAAGGAUUAGAAGCAAAAGAAGGCGAAGAAGGGCUAAGAAUUUAAAAAAAAAUAUGUGCUCUUGUAGAUGUUCAACGAAAACAGUUGAUAAGUGUCGAUCAGAUGGCUUCUUUCAACGUCUGUUUAAACGUUUUCUGUAUGUCGUCGCUCAAACAAGGAAGGAAGGACAUUAAAAUGUAUU
Nicrophorus vespilloides is the source of this 439-nucleotide messenger RNA. Its product is annotated as protamine-like. The coding region runs from base 24 to 431 and encodes 135 amino acids. Gene Ontology annotation, biological process: sperm DNA condensation; spermatogenesis. NCBI's taxonomy places the organism in Eukaryota, Metazoa, Arthropoda, Insecta, Coleoptera, Silphidae. The record is from RefSeq and is a predicted model, not a curated record. The transcript has a single exon.